AUGGACAAAACUAUCACUACCAAAUAUUUUUGCCAUCAGUCUGGAGCAUUUAAAUCAAAAGGAAAAGGAGAACUACAUAAUGAUGAAAUUUAUAUGCCUGGUACUACUGAUCAUGCUGAUGCUGUAGAACAAUGUGAAAUAGGUUCUUUGGAGAAAAUUCAAAGUCAAGAAAACUUAAAUUACAAUCAGAUUUUGGAAGGUCAUGAUAAGGAUCAUAGUGCAAUUGGUAAUCAAGUUUUGAAAGUUGGAGAAGAUACUGUGUUUAAUAACGAUCCAGCUACAUUUUGUAGCUUAAAAACUUUUCCUCAACAUUUCAUUAAUUGGAUUCUUAAAGCUGAUCCAUCUCAACCAACGGCUGAUGAUUUUAUAGAUCAUAAAUUUCCAACUGAAAAUAAUAGGUCCUUUCAUUCAUCUUGGUACUACAAAAUACUUCCUAGUGGUGAUAAAGUAAAUCGUAAUUGGCUUAGUUAUUCGAAAACAACAAAUAAGAUUUAUUGUAUUCAUUGUAUACUUUUUGGAAGACAUACAAAACCAUCAUGGACAACGAACGGUUUUAAUACUUGGUCAAGAGGCACAACUAGUAUUAUUGUUCAUGAAAUAUCAGAAGUUCAUUUAACAGCUUCAAUUCGUGCUAUGUAUAGAGAAGCUUCACUACCAAUUUUGUCAUUGAUACAUGAAAAGCAAAAACAAGUUAUUGCGAUAAACAGAGAAAUAGUAAAACACCUUAUUGAUAUAACAAUUUUUUUAGGUAGACAUUCUUUAGCUUUUAGAGGACACCGUGAAGGCUGGAAAGAAAAACUCCAUGGAAAUUUUAAAGAUUUAGCUAUUCUUUUAUCAAAAUAUUCCCCGGUUAUUACCACAUACAUAACAGAACUAGAAUCAUCAGGCAAAAAAAGAAAUUACUUGUCUUGGAAUAGACAAAAUCAGUUGAUUGAUUCCAUUGCCUACUUUAUUAGAUCAUCAAUAAUCCAAGAUAUAAAAUCAGCCAACUUUUUUUCUAUAAGCAUGGAUACAACGUUCGAUUAUUCAAGAAAAGAGCAACUUUCUUUAGUUGUUCGUUAUAUAAAAGAUUUAAAUGUUUAUGAACGUGUCAUUGCUGUUCAUGAAGUCACUUCCACUACAGGUCAAAAUUUAUUAGAAGUAUUCACAAAAAUAUGUUUGGAAUUAGAUUUGAAUUGGAAAAAAUAUCUUGUCGGUCAGGCCUAUGAUGGCGCAUCAAAUAUGCGUGGAGCUUACAACGGUCUACAAGCUCUUAUUAAAAAGCAUAAUUCUUCAGCCUUAUAUGUAUGCAAAAAUAGAGUGUCACUUUUUGAAAAACACCAAAAAAUGUUGUAUCCUGGUAAAUCUAUACGUCGACCAAAGAGAGUUGAAACAACCCGUUGGAUGUCUCAUAGUUAUGCAUUAAAUAACAUUUUAUCUACAUAUCAUGCUCUUCUUGAAACAUUGGAAGAGCUUAUGAAGCCUGGAAAAUCUAGUGAUCGAAAAGAAAUUAGUCAAGCCAAAGACCUCAAAAGAGAAUACUUACAAUUUUCACAUGAAUAUUGGAAUUUUGAAUGCAUAAAAAAACUUCCGGAAAAUUUUUACAAUUCAAGUGAUUAUUUACUAUCAGAUAUUGAAAAUAGUAGUGAUAGUGAAGAUGAAGAACAAGAAAACAAGACUAAAAAUAGUGUGUUUGAAAAUGUAAGAAGUAUACUAUCAUUGUACAAUAUAUGUUGUUCUUGUGGACUAAACACAAUUUUCCCUAAUUUAUACACAACAUUAAAAAUUUCACUAACAUUACCUACAUCUAGUGCAUCACCUGAACGAAUAUUUUCUAAAUUGAAAUUGGUUAAGAAUAAAUUGAGAAGUACAAUGAGUGCAGAAAGAUUGGACGGACUAAUAUUUGGAGCACCAUCUGAAUUGGAAAUUAAACAUUUUCAUGAGGCAAUUGUAAAAAUGAUAGCUGAGGAUUUGCAACCGUUGUGA
Messenger RNA from Aphis gossypii (cotton aphid), 1965 nucleotides. Its product is annotated as zinc finger MYM-type protein 1-like. The record is from RefSeq and is a predicted model, not a curated record. NCBI's taxonomy places the organism in Eukaryota, Metazoa, Arthropoda, Insecta, Hemiptera, Aphididae. The transcript has 6 exons. Gene Ontology annotation, molecular function: protein dimerization activity. Bases 1 to 1965 code for a protein of 654 amino acids.